AAAUGGCUUUUUAAAUGACGAACAAGGGCUCCCUUUGGCCUUUGUGUUGUCAUCCUGACUGACCCCAAGGCUGGUCAUGGAAGCUGCUCCAUCCACACAACCAGCCAGGAGGAAGUCGGGUUUUAUCUUCUUUAUUUAAUUUCUUCCAUUCUUUAAGACUUUACAACUAACUUAGUCUUAGUUUUCUAGCAGAGAAUCAGAGUCAGUCAAAUUUACCUACAGGGCAUAAGAGGAAGGAAAUAACCCUGUCUUUAAUACAAACAGGUGCAAUUGUCAAAGCUGGUACUGUGGCUUCUGCCUGCCUUGUGGGGGUCUGGGAGGCACUUCCCACUCAUAUCCCAUACCUGUCAGCCUCACUCACAGGCCAUUUGGUGGAGGGUGUCCUCAGGCCUAGCCUAUGAACUCUGCAACUGUCAGAAGCUCACGGGUCAGCCACAAACUCCACUCUGCCUGCCAGUGGGCAUCAGUAAGGGUCAGACUAAAUGACCCAGGCCUCCAACAUCUGAGGAAGAAGAGCCUUUUAUCUAGGAAGUGACUUUUCUGGAUGCUGAGUGUAAUUAACUGUUUUCUGUCAUUGAAGAUCCCUGAAGAGCACGACCUGGAGAGUCAGAUCCGCAAGGAGCGGGAGUGGCGGUUCCUACGGAACACCCGCGUCAGGAAGCAGGCACAGCAGGUCAUCCAGAAGGGCAUAACCAGAUUGGAUGACCAGAUUUUUCUGAACAGGAACCCCGGCGUCCCCUCUGUGGUUAAAUUUCACCCCUUCACACCGUGCAUAGCUGUGGCCGACAAGGAUAGCAUCUGCUUUUGGGACUGGGAGAAAGGGGAGAAGCUGGACUAUUUCCACAAUGGAAACCCUCGGUAUACCAGGGUCACUGCCAUGGAGUACCUGAACGGCCAGGACUGCUCCCUUCUGCUGACGGCCACAGAUGAUGGUGCCAUCAGAGUCUGGAAGAAUUUUGCUGAUUUGGAAAAGAACCCAGAGAUGGUGACUGCAUGGCAGGGGCUCUCAGACAUGCUGCCAACAACACGAGGAGCUGGGAUGGUGGUGGACUGGGAGCAAGAAACCGGCCUCCUCAUGAGCUCGGGGGAUGUGCGGAUCGUCCGGAUCUGGGACGCGGACCGCGAGACAAAGGUGCAGGACAUCCCCACAGGCGCUGACAGCUGCGUGACGAGUCUGUCCUGCGACUCCCAUCGCUCUCUCAUCGUGGCUGGCCUCGGUGAUGGCUCCAUCCGUGUCUAUGACAGGAGGAUGGCGCUCAGUGAAUGCCGCGUGAUGACCUACCGGGAGCACACGGCCUGGGUAGUGAAGGCAUACCUGCAGAAGCACCCCGAAGGCCACAUCGUGAGCGUGAGCGUCAAUGGAGAUGUGCGCUUCUUCGACCCUCGGAUGCCUGAGUCUGUGAAUGUGCUGCAGAUCGUGAAGGGGCUGACGGCUCUGGACAUCCACCCCCAGGCAAACCUCAUCGCAUGCGGCUCCAUGAACCAGUUCACUGCCAUCUACAACGGGAACGGCGAGCUGAUCAACAACAUCAAAUACUAUGAUGGCUUCAUGGGCCAGCGAGUCGGAGCCAUCAGCUGCUUGGCCUUCCAUCCACACUGGCCUCAUCUGGCGGUGGGAAGCAAUGACUACUACAUCUCUGUGUACUCGGUGGAGAAGCGCGUCAGAUAGCGGCGUGGGGCUGGGCCAGAUGGUGGCCUCCCUCCGGUGUACAUAGUGACCACCACUCGCCCUAGGUCCAGUGCCUGCAGUGGGAGCCUCGGCUCCUGACUUGGCCACUGCUGAGGGGCCUGCACUUUCUUUCUUCCUGUCUUCGCAAUACUGUCUACAAAGUCCAGGGAAGGGGAGGGCUUUGGUUUGACAUUGCUUCUUGCCCAGAACCAGCACCCAGGCACUGAGGACCUCACAGGGCAUCACAGUGUGUCAUGGUCCCUUUCCUGUCCUGUUUUUCUUCUGAGGUUUUUCAAGGGGACACGUUUGUUUUAUUUCCUUGUGAUCAGAACAUUAGUCCUGGCAGAGAAGCCAGACUGGGGCUCCUGCAGGCUCUGGGGUGGCUGUCCCCAUCGGACCCUGGCCCAGUCCCACUGUCCUCUCAAAGUGUGAGCCAGGAAUCCCUCAGAGCAAGCUGGACAACACUGGAGAUGCGAGAGAACAAGGAGAGGAAAGCAAGUCGUCACCUGCAGCCAGCAGGUGUGGAGGGAAGCUGCUGGAGCCCAACCCUCCUGGAGCUCCUGGGGCUGCUCAGCCCACCCAACCCCCUCUGCUGGGUAUGUCAUGGUGUUAUGAGGAAAGGGGGCCACCCUCCUGCACAGCCAGACCUUGGGGCUCCAGUGUGGGCCCUUCUCACAUUAAGCUCUUUGGGGAGGGAGCCCUGGGCUCUGGACAGAAGAGACAGGUUUAUGGCGAAUCAGCUGCCACCUCACUCCAGGCUCUUCCUACAGGAUAGCAGCAGUGGCCCUGGCCCCUUCUCCCUGCUGUGCUACACAUAGGUGCACACAUGCACAUGUGGGUGCCUGGUCUUCCUGCUUGUGCACACAUAGGUGCACAUACACUACAGGCACCAUGUUCUCCCUGCCUGUGCUGUACACUUAUCACACACAGAUGCAAAGGCUCUGUUGGACCCCAGAGGGUCUGUGUAGUGACAGCCCAUUGCACUGGUGUGGCUGAGCCUCACAUCAUGCAGUCUGUAAUGCAGAAGAGCUGCUCGGUGGUCACGCUAGUGUGUGACGUGUGUGUGUGUGUGUGUGUGUGUGUGCGUGUGCACGCGCGCGUGCGCGCACACACUCAGGGCAAGUCAGGGAGCUGAGUGGACAAGUUAGUCCUGAGGAGGAGUGCAGAGGAUUGCUGAGCAGUUGCACACAAACAAAACACAACCACAAUGAUGGGAUUUUGAAAAGCAUUUUUUCCAUUUUCCUUGGGAAUCAGGAUCUUUAAGUGGUGGAGAAGUGAGGUGGCUUCAUUGAUUGUGCCAAUAGGAGCCAGUAAUGGUGGGAGUGUAAAUCGGAGUCAGGACAGAAAGACAAGGUCCCUGGUGCUGUGGACGAUGUUUAUGUUUUGGCCAAGAGCAUCUUGUAGGUAGAUGGAACCCUGCAGGCAAUGUCAGGCUGACUCCAGAGCCAGAUGGGGCCAGAUGGGGUAGGACAGAGAGGGAGAUCCCUGUGCCACCCUAGAAAGCGUGCUCCCAUCAGAAGGAGACUCAGAAUGAGUCCCAGCCCCUCAACUGGGUGAGCAAGCAGCCUAGAGUAAGUCCCAACUUCCCAGGAGUCCACCUGCUCAGCUCUGCAGGUGUUCCACAGGUGACUCCAGAAGCUGAGCUCCGCCACGGACACAGACUCAGGGUGGUUCCACUCAGUUUCAUACUAACUUGUGUUCCUGUUUGUUUUGAGACAAAACCAUCACUGGCAAAGUGCAGAUGGCUCCGGGGGCCAGACCUUCCCUCCCCAGCCAAAGUCCCUGCAAGUCAUGCACACUGGGCCACUAGUGGGCCGGGUCCUCAAGGUCUGACGCGAAAAUUCAAUCAUGAAGUUAACUGAGGCUCGAGAGAGCGUUGACCUAGAGUUCAUUAUCUCUAUUUAUUUUACCAAAAUGAGAAUUAAAAAAGACUGACAAAACAUGGACUUGUAAUGUGAAGCUCAGAGCAGUAACAAAUAGCAAACUGUUAAUAAAGAAUAGAGAAAUACAGAAGUGACCAGUGUUCGCCCCUUUGGCCUAGGGCUCGCUGAGGGCUGCCCUCAAGGCCCCUAGAGGCCACAGCUGCAAGGCUUAGAGGCCUAUGAGACACUGAGAGGACUAGGUCCUGAUGUGCCAUGUGCUGCCAUGGCUCCUACCUGCUGGAGCCUGCUGGUGUGAUGCUAGCCAGUGUGUCCUGUGUUUCUCUUGGUUCCCCGGGGCUGCCUCUGGCCACAAGUGGCUGAUCUAGUGCUGUGGUGGGCAAGGGUAACUGUGACUAAAUUCCCUGGGGAGGGCAACUGCUUCAGGCCUUCCAAGCCCAGACCCUCCAAGCCCUGGCCAGAAGGGAGGGCAGACAAUUACCAUGGAAACCUGAAGUCCUCCUGGCUGGGAUUCCCAUGCCAAAUCCUAACUUGCGUUAUACAAGAAGGCUGCCCAGCAUUCACACAGGCGGGCCGGCCAGCUUUGGUUGAGCAUACUAUUUUUCCUGUUAGCAUCAUUUUCUGUUGUCGGCACAGCCUGAACACAAAUUGAGUGCUCCUGCAGAUGGGGGUGGGGUGGCUGUGUGGCCGUGAGGGGCCAGGCUGCAUGCUAGCUGUGGACAUGUGCCCAAAAGAAGGCCCAGUACCACCUCAAGAACCAAUGCCUUGCCUUGGGGUGAGAGGCCAAAGACAGCUGUCCUGAAGAAAGAGCUUCCUCUGGGGCUGCCUCUGUGGGGUCUCCACAUCGGCAUCCCACACAUGACUGGCAUCUGUCUACAUCCUCUUCCUGGGCUUUUGGCAGAUGGUCCCCGGGGAAGGCCAGGGGAGGUGGGCCUUGGGUCAUUCUGAUUUAGUCACUGGAUUGUUCAGGGGCUUACAUGUCCCCAGAAGUGAGACAGCACCUAGCGUCAGGAGACCAAGGGCAAAUGAAGGAAAAGAGGGAGCUGGUGCUAUGGGGCUGAGCUGUGUCUCCCAAAUCCUCACGCUGCCGCCCUAGCCCCAGCUCCUCAGAACAUAACCGCACUAGGAGACAGGGUCUUUCCCAAGUCCAGCGGGUCAAACCACAGUCAUGGCGGCCCUAAUUCCAUCUAUGUCCUUAUGAGAAGAGCACAGGACACAGGGUCUGCCACGUGAGAACAUGGAGGAGAUACCAUCUGCACACCAAGGAAGGGCCCCAGGAGGAACCAGCCCUAGUAAAACCCUGAUCUCAGACUUCAGCCCUCCAGAACCAUGGGAGGACAGGCAGUCAUUGGAGCUGCUGAUUGAUGAUGACUGGCUGCAGUGGCCCUGGGACACUAGAACCACUGUUAUCUCCAGACUGGCUCCCUGCCCAUCUCCUCAUCUUAACACGGGGCAG
Castor canadensis (American beaver) is the source of this 5005-nucleotide messenger RNA. Lineage: Eukaryota; Metazoa; Chordata; Mammalia; Rodentia; Castoridae. The record is from RefSeq and is a predicted model, not a curated record.